Molecule: messenger RNA, 1922 nt
Organism: Patella vulgata (common limpet)
Lineage: Eukaryota; Metazoa; Mollusca; Gastropoda; Patellidae
Product: THO complex subunit 4
Exons: 6
Coding region: 94-906 (270 amino acids)
Biological process (GO): mRNA export from nucleus
Cellular component (GO): nucleus
Molecular function (GO): mRNA binding
Source: RefSeq, a predicted model, not a curated record
UCCACCAGAAGCGCCAUUUUUCUUUGAAUAGUUAGUCUCACGUUUUGUACAGCGUCAUUUGAUUAACUUUGAAAACGUAAUAUAAUCAUCAGGAUGGGCGACAAAAUUGACAUGAGUCUUGAUGAUAUAAUAAAAACAAACAAAACAAAACGUGGAGGACGAAGAGGAGGUGGUGGUGGAGCAGGAAGAGGUCGUGUUGGAAGGGGACGCGGUGCCGGUGGACGUGGUCGUUCACAAAGUCGAGGUGGAUCAAGAACCGGCGGUGUGUUCAGAGGUGGUGUGCAACGAAGAAGUCGAUCACAGGGACAGCAGUUUUCGAGGUCUAAAGAUACUCCUGACCAGUGGCAGCAUGACAUGUUUGAGGGUGGAGCAAAAAGAUCAAGUGGUUUAAGCACAGCUCGAUUAUCCAGUGGUGGUUCCGGUCAAGGCAAACUAUUGGUCUCAAAUCUUGAUUUUGGUGUGUCUGAUUCAGAUGUCUCAGAAUUGUUUGCUGAAUUUGGUAAUAUGAAAAAGGCUGCUGUACAUUAUGACAGAUCUGGUAGAUCAUUGGGAACAGCAGAAGUUAUUUAUGAAAGAAGAUCAGAUGCUGUUAAAGCUAUGAAACAGUACAACAAUGUACCUUUAGAUGGGCGUGCAAUGAAUAUUCAACUAGUUGGAGCAACAGCAGAAGAAUCUCCUAUUAAAAUGCAAAGCAGACCUAGAAGUUUUGGUGGUGCUGGUGGAGGCGGUAAUUCUGGUGGAAGAAGAGGGGGAGCAGGUGGAGGAGGAAAUCGUGGAAGAGGAGGACGUGGAUUCGGGGGACGUGGUGGUGGUGGUAGAGGUGGUCGUCAAAACAAAAAGCCUGUCACUGCGGAAGAAUUAGAUGCUCAGCUAGAUGCCUAUAAUGCUAAGAUGGACACCAGUUAAUAAAGAAACUUAUUUAAGUUAAAACAUAGAUUACAAGACACACAAAGAUAGGCAUUAUGGAAAAUUGUUCAUAUUCAAUAUUACAGACUGACCUACGAUAAAAUUGUACAUAAAAUAGACUUCUGCCAAAACGAACUGGAGAUAAAUGUACUUAUUUCCUCAAGGGUCUUGGGAAUUAUUUCUCUGUUUGUAUCAUGUCACCCACUCUCCAUCCAUCAUGUUUUCAUUUCAUGUCCUGUAAACUAACAUUUUGUGUGUGAUUGAGUGAGCGAAUGUCAACUUUAUUAAUUUUAUUUGUUCUUUUAAAAAUCUUUUAAAGAGCAGCAAUUGAACUGCCAUAAGAACAAAAGUUCUCUUAUAAAACUUAUUUUUUUUAAAACGGACAUGAAUAUAUGUCAAUUUAUGUAGUCUUCGUUUGAUUUUACUUCAGUUUUUAGAACGAGAAAGAGAUAAUACUAAUGUACUUUGAUAAUUUGUUCAUAGUGCUUUUUGAUGUUAAUUUUACCAUUCAUGCAGUAAAUACUGCCGAGCAGCAUUAAAGAAAUAUAUUUAUGUUUUAAAGAUUGCUGUGUGAAUGGAAAAUUUAACAUACUAAGACAUGCAUUGUUCUCCAACCAUAUAAACCAGCCUGGUGAUCCACCAUGCUACAAGUGUUUCACAUCAAGUUCAAUCUACUACCCCCAAGCUUGAUGUUUAAUAUAUUCUCAGUCCUCCACACAAACCCGUUUUUUACAAAAUCCAGCCUGAUGAGGAAGGGUUUUUAUAAUGUGGAAGCAAACAUUAAGUCCUACCCUAAUACUACUACUUAUAAUUUAAAAUUAGCUAUUAUAUCUAUAUGUCACCAGGCUCAGAAUUAUUUAGUUGGAGAACACUGAUACUAAGACAUUGUCAGAAUAGAAAUGGUGUAUAGGGUUAUGUAAAUUAUUCAAUUUUUUAUUUUAGUCAAAUUCUGUUACAAAAGUUAAAUUUUGUGAGAUUGUGCUAUAACUAUUGUAUGAAUAAAAAUGUAAAGUUUU